GGGGUCUAUCCGCAAAAAGCCGCGCCCAUGGUGCGGUGGGGGUGCGCGGUGCGCCUCCCCCCGGCAACUGGUGGGCGUCGUCCUCCUCUUGUGCGCACCAGGUUCCUCCUCCCUCUCUCUCCUCCUCCAUUCCCGCACCCUCCGUCGCGACACAUCGCCCCAGCCAGAAUUCCCCCUUGCUGUCAUCUCCUCCCCCAAAAGCAGCACCGAUCCAGCAGCUUCCUCACAACCCAACCCAGGAACAUAUCAAAAUCAAUUUAUGGGAAAGACGCAACGCUUGUCCACAAUUCUUGAUGAGGAGGUGUGAUCUGAGACAGUCUCACAACAGCAGGGUUUCUGGAGGAAUGUCAUCCUCUUUACCUAUUCUGCCAAAUUCUCUGAAAGAAACCUUCCAUGGGCCUUACAAUCCACAGCUCACUCCGAUGCAAAGGCAACUGACGAGUGAUCUUGUGCCCUUACAUCAGAGUGCACUUCCGUCUGCUACUUUGCACCCAAGAGCUGGUGCUAUGAGAUCAUCAUAUGCAGCCUCAUUAGGAUACUCACCUAAUCCUCUUGAUUCUGCACCUAACCAUGAGAGGCAGUCUAUGGUUGCUCCUUUUGCUCCUCAGCCAUCAGAUAUCGAAGUAUUUCAGACCUUAUCUAAUAAUAUCCCUGGAGGUCACACUGGGGCAACUUGGUUCCCAGGUUCGGCUGAUGGUUUAUCAGAUUACGGGGAUAACAUCCCUGCUUCUGGUAGUCAGAUCCAGAAUGGCGGUCCUGCUGUGACAUCUGAUGUGGUUGCUAAACAAAAUGAAUGGUGGGCAGAGAUAAUGAAUGAUGAUUGGAGAGAUAUUCUAGAUGCAACAGCGGCUGAUCCCCAGUCAAAGUCCAUGGUUCAGCCUUCCAAUUCGGCUGCGUCACAGCCUGCUGUCAACCAGCCAGCUUCAUCUCAUGGUGGAGAGAUUUGCAAUGUAGCUAGUCCUCCCAAUAGCAACUCUGCAGCCAAACAACGGAUGAGGUGGACUCCAGAACUCCAUGAAUGCUUCGUAGACUCUGUAAAUAAGCUUGGUGGUAGUGAAAAAGCUACUCCCAAGGGUGUCCUGAAGCUUAUGAAAGUUGAUGGUUUGACAAUAUAUCAUGUGAAAAGCCAUCUGCAGAAGUACCGAACAGCUCGCUAUAAGCCAGACCUAAUGGAAGGUACAGCAGAGAAAAGGACUACCACCGAAGAGUUGACUCUAGACCUGAAAUCGAAAACUUUUAAGGAACUUACAUGCCCACCAACAAAUGUCAUGUGGCGGGCCUUGGAGAAACACAAAGCCCCAACAAAGUACAUUACCCUCAUCAAGGACAUGUACGAUAAUGUUGUGACAAGUGUUCGAACAAGUGAUGGCGACACUGAUGACUUCCCGAGUAAAAUAGGAUUGCAGCAAGGGUCAGCUUUGAGCCCUUAUCUUUUUGCUUUGGUGACGGAUGAGUGUCUUAACAAGAGGUUGGGUACAUUUCGCAAAUACUUAGCUGUCUGGAAAGAUAUAACAUGUUUUCCAGAGCUUAUGUCUAGGAGCAUGGAUCUUACUGAAGCGCUGCGCCUUCAGAUGGAAGUUCAGAAACGUCUUCAUGAACAACUUGAGACCCAGAGAAAGUUGCAGUUGCGAAUUGAAGAACAAGGGAAGUAUCUUCAGAUGAUGUUUGAAAAGCAGUCUAAAUCCAAUACUGAGAAGGUGCAGGAUCUAUCCUCGGGAGCUACAACAACCCUAUCAUCUGAACCGAGCCAUCCUGCAACCAGAAAUAGGGAUAAUGAUGCAGCUGAUGACGUAAAUAGAACAGGAGAGAACCCCGUGAGUGCCGAAAUAGGAGAAACUUUGAUGCAUGCAGGUGGCAACCAGGAGAUGGCAGAAAGCGAGUCUUCUGACCCCCUUGCAAAUACUAAUGAUGGUUCUAAGGCCCCACAAGAGAAGCGCCGAAGGGUGCAUGAUAGUUAACCAUCAGUCUGGUAAUUCAGAUGAUAGCAGUUCAGUCAACGUAUAAUAGGUAAAAAAAUGGUUCCAUUAAAACCCUGUGUCGAUGCUGAUCUGCAAGUCUAUUGAGCCAGCCACCUUAAUUAUCUAAAUGGAAUCUUUUGGUGGCCGCUUGUAUAAACUGCUAGCAAUAAAUCAAAUUAUCUCCUGACGCAUGGUAAUUGGUAAAUAAGUAUGCCUUGAGGUCUAGCUAUCUUUCUAGAUAUAUAGUUGUUAUUUGAGGUUUCAAGCGGCAGAAGACUGAACUGCUAGAAAGCUGGUCUUUGUCUUGAUGCUCAAAAUAUUGAAAUACCUGACCCCGUUUUGGUUUGGGUGUUGCAUUUUUUGGAGUUAGCUACGUAUUGGCUGAACUCAUGAUGAUUGCAAAGUUUUUUUGUUAUACUUGA
Messenger RNA from Triticum aestivum (bread wheat), 2380 nucleotides. RefSeq names its product protein PHOSPHATE STARVATION RESPONSE 1. Lineage: Eukaryota; Viridiplantae; Streptophyta; Magnoliopsida; Poales; Poaceae. The record is from RefSeq and is a predicted model, not a curated record. Gene Ontology annotation, molecular function: DNA-binding transcription factor activity; DNA binding. The transcript is spliced from 10 exons. The coding region runs from base 294 to 1958 and encodes 554 amino acids.